This is a messenger RNA of Macrobrachium nipponense, 3529 nucleotides long. Its product is annotated as balbiani ring protein 3-like. The record is from RefSeq and is a predicted model, not a curated record. Bases 106 to 2817 code for a protein of 903 amino acids. The transcript has 6 exons. NCBI's taxonomy places the organism in Eukaryota, Metazoa, Arthropoda, Malacostraca, Decapoda, Palaemonidae.
GAUUUGGUGAGCCAGCAUCAGUCGUAGGUGAGUAGCAGCUUCGACCGGGGUAGCUCUGAGUCUACCUGCGACGUCUUUUUUUAAGAAGAUUAAAAAAAGACAAACAUGGUGAACCGAGGGACGCUCCCUUUACUGGUCGUUGUGGGCCUCAUCGCCAUUCUAGCGCUACUUCACCCAGUGGACUCGAAUACUGUGAAAGAAGUUGGCAGAUGUAAUGAAGGACAAUGCAGGAAGCCUUCUUCUAACUGCAAGGAAAUUCCAGGAGAGAAAUGUGGAGAUGGCCUCGUCUGUUGCAAAUUAAGAAAAUCUGGGAAUAAUGCCAAGAGAACAAACAUGAAUGGAAAUAAAGGAGGUAACCAGAAAGACAAAAACAAUAAACAAGAUGUUAAAGAUAAAAGAAAUAAUGAUAAAGGCAGCGAAGAAAAGAAGAAAAAAGAGGUAAGUAAAGCCGAAGCAAAAGGAACAAAAAAACAAGACGGAGGUAGAAAGGAAAGCAAAAAGGAAAACGAGAAAAACGAAAUAAAAGAUAAAAGCAAAAAAGAUGGAGGAAGAAACACAAAACCAGGAGGAACAGACAAACCAAAAGGGCGAAGUAAAAAACCUGGGGGAAGACAGAAUGGCCCGAGAUCUCAACCGAACAAUUCUGGAGCGAACAACAGCAAAGGGCAAAAGGAACAGGGAAAUAAAAAGAGUCAGAAAGACUCGACAGCCAAACUUUGCGCUGAAAAGGAAGGCAGGUGCAUUCGUAGGGGCCAAUGCAACAUAAACAAAGGAAAGCAGGACUGCAAGUACGGCGUUUGUUGUACUGAUGUAAAGAGGUCCGGUUCUUCAAACACCCCGAAGAGCAAUGGGUGCAACCCGAAGAACUGUGUCGAGGAAAAGCAGUGCAAUAUCCCAAAUGCAAAGAACAGAGGUUGCAACCAAGGUUUCGUGUGUUGCACCAAGAGAAACAGAAACCUAAACGGAAAUAAUGGAUGUCAAAGAUUUGGGGGCCAAUGCAAGAUGGAAAAUAAAUGCCAAGGAAAAAUCGUGAACGCCAAAUGCCCAGGCAACUCCAAAUGCUGCGUUUCUGGGGUGAAAAGUAACAGCCCAGGUUAUCCCUGCGAGAAGAGGAGGGGGAAGUGCCAGACUACCUGUGAGAAGGGCACAGUUCGCAUGAAAGGUGUAUGCCCGGAGAACAAUGUAUGCUGUGGAGCCAAGCGAAUCCAAUCUGGACCUAAAACACAUCAGAGAAUUGAAAAAAGGAAGAGCUGUAAGCAAAUGAAAAUGAAAUGCAAAUCUAAGUGCCCAAAGAAAAAGAUAACAGAAUUCGGAGGUUGCAAAACGGGAACGGUCUGUUGCAAUGUCAAGGGGAAGAACAACAAUUGCAAGAAAAGAGGUGGUACUUGUCAAAGUCCAGAUGUGUCUUGUAAUAAAACAUUAAACCCCAAGGGCUGUAAAAAGGGCCAGGUAUGUUGCAAAAGGAACGAAUGCGUGGAAAGCGGAGGCAAGUGCAAAAAGAAAUGCUCUGGUAGCAUAGUCGACCUCUCGGGGUGUAAUAGUAAACAAGUCUGCUGUAAAAAUAGGCAAACGUGUCGUGCUGCUGCCGGAAGGUGUCGAACGUCGAAUAAAUGCCCUCCCGAAACGAUCAUUGCCGACGUUAACAAAUGCCCCAACAACAAAGUGUGUUGUCCCGCAGCAAAGACUUGCAACAAAGCCAAAGGAAAAUGUAGGCCUCUAUCGAAAUGCAAAGGCGAUAUAAUCCCGGUAGGAAGACCUUGUAAGGACGGCAAAGUUUGCUGCGGCAAGAAAGGGACUUGCAAGGAAGCGAAGGGCGUCUGUCGGAAAGCAACGCAGUGCACGCCACCCGAUACAGUCGUCAAUGUCAGCAAGAAAUGCGCCAAUAACAAAGUAUGCUGCAAGAAAGAGGGUGUUAUAACAACUACACCUCCAUCAACGAACCCUGAAACACCCACUCCUACAGGAGAAGGACCAGUAAGUCCUCCUGUAUCCCCAAAUCCUGACACAACAAAGGCUCCUCCAUCAGGAAAUGACACGACAAAGGCUCCUCCAUCUGGACCUGACACAACAAAGGGUCCUCCAUCAGGAAAUGACACAACAAAGGCUCCUCCAUCAGGACCUGACACAACAAAGGCUCCUCCAUCAGGAAAUGACACAACAAAGGCUCCUCCAUCAGGAAAUGACACAACAAAGGCUACUCCAUCUGGACCUGACACAACAAAAGCUCCUCCAUCAGGACCUGACACAACAAAAACCCCUUCAUCUGGACCUGACACAACGAAGGCUCCUCCAUCUGGACCUGACACAACGAAGGCUCCUCCAUCUGGACCUGACACAACAAAGGCUCCUACAUCUGGACCUGACACAACAAAGGCUCCUACAUCUGGACCUGACACAACAAAGUCUCCUUCAUCUGGACCUGACACAACAAAUGCACCUACAUCCAAUAAACCUGACACCACAAUUGCCCCUACAUCCAAACCUAAUACAACGCAACCUCCUAUAUCCACGACACCUGAGACAGCCGUCACUCCUUCAACCACUAAAUCUGGCACCACCGGAGCUCCUACUUCCUCGAGUUCGGGCUCAACAGAAACUCCUACUUCAUCAGCUCCUACAACCACUACAAGCGUUACUCCAACUCCAAGACUACCAGCGAUCUACAGGCAAAUUUCUGAACUAAAUACUGUAAGAAAUUCAUUAAAUGGCCUUUUGAAGAACUUAUAUGAUAUCUACAAUGAAAUCCAAAAUGUGCUAAACGCAGCAAGUAACCAGAAAACGCAGACAAACGAGAGAUUUGGCUGCAGAUAUAAGUAAAUUUAUUACAGAUGUGCUGGCUCUUCUUUCAAAAAUCACAAAUUAUGUAGAUCAAAGAGAUACAACAAACAUUGACUCCUCAACUACUGAAAGUAACAGACUUCUGACAGUAGUGAUCCAAAUCAAGACUUCUGUUAAAGCUAACCCCAGUAGUCUGACUAGCAGCCAGAAAACCAAUCUGAAGGAUCUCAAGACUUCAAUAAAAAAAGAAGAAGUAAAUAUUGAAGAUGAAAUAACUGGUAUUGACAAACAGAUUACUGCAUUGAAUGCAGAGGCUGUGCAAGAAGGUGGAACCACACUUAUUGUAACGACCGUCAUGAAAGACGAAAUCACAGAAAUAGCAAAAAGCUCAACCGCAGCGGGCAGUUCGUCUGAAUCCUCCAAGGCUUCAAGUGGUGGCGCAUCAACACCAAGUGGUGCAUCGCCACCAAGUGGUGCAUCAACACCAAGUGCUGCAUCGCCACCAAGUGGUGCUUCAACACCAAGUGGUGCAUCGCCACCAAGUGGUGCAUCGCCACCAAGUAGUGCAGUAACACCAAGUGGUGCGUCAACACCAAGUGGUGCAUCAACACCAAGUGGUGCAUCGCCACCAAGUAGUGCAGUAACACCAAGUGGUGCAUCGCCACCAAGUGGUGCAUCGCCACCAAGUGGUGCAUCAACACCAAGUGGUGCAUCGCCACCAAGUGGUGCAUCAACACCAAGUGGUGCAUCA